Messenger RNA from Rhodamnia argentea, 1042 nucleotides. Its product is annotated as ras-related protein RABB1c-like. The record is from RefSeq and is a predicted model, not a curated record. Bases 160 to 792 code for a protein of 210 amino acids. The transcript is spliced from 6 exons. NCBI's taxonomy places the organism in Eukaryota, Viridiplantae, Streptophyta, Magnoliopsida, Myrtales, Myrtaceae. Gene Ontology annotation, molecular function: GTP binding; GTPase activity. Gene Ontology annotation, cellular component: Golgi apparatus.
AGGCGACCCUCCUUCGACUCUCUCUCUCUCCCCUUCAAGUACGCGACGCGCGCUCGCAAUUCAACUUCGUAACGAUCCGAGCUUCCGCUUCUCCGAUUUGCGCGCCGGCGUCUCGUCCUCUCUCGCGGCUUGCGGCUCGUGAUCUGCUGGGGUCGAACGAUGUCCUACGCCUACCUCUUCAAGUACAUCAUCAUCGGCGACACCGGCGUGGGGAAAUCAUGUCUUCUUCUCCAGUUCACCGACAAACGUUUCCAGCCCGUGCAUGAUUUGACAAUUGGGGUUGAAUUUGGGGCGAGGAUGAUCACUAUUGACAACAAACCGAUUAAGCUGCAGAUCUGGGAUACGGCAGGACAAGAAUCCUUCAGAUCUAUCACACGAUCAUACUACAGGGGGGCUGCCGGUGCAUUGCUAGUCUAUGACAUCACAAGGCGAGAGACUUUCAAUCACUUGGCUAGUUGGUUGGAGGACGCAAGGCAGCAUGCAAAUGCCAAUAUGACGAUUAUGCUUAUUGGUAACAAGUGUGAUCUUGCUCACAGAAGAGCUGUAAGCACAGAGGAAGGUGAACAGUUUGCCAAAGAGCAUGGAUUGAUUUUCAUGGAAGCCUCUGCCAAAACUGCUCAAAAUGUGGAAGAGGCAUUUAUCAAGACAGCCUCGACAAUCUACAAGAAAAUCCAGGAUGGUGUUUUGGAUGUCUUAAAUGAGUCUUACGGAAUAAAAGUUGGAUACGGCGGAAUCCAAGGACCUUCAGGCAGCGGAGAUGGUCCACCUCAAAGCGGAGGUUGUUGCAGUUAGAUGUGACAAUCCGAUGUGCGCAUCAUUGCCUUCUUUUAAUUUCAAUCUCUUAUCUCGAAGUACCUUGAGAUCAUCUGUCAUCUGAGAACAUAACUUGUAAAGUUGUUCUGGCUCAUUUUCUAAUGUUAAGUGCAAGAUAGUUGAAUUAUAGAUGAUAAACUCUUCAUCCAUUGUCCGUUCUGUUGUAAAUGGACCUUCUUUUUUAUAUCACAUAUUAUCUUUUGAGUUUAUUGCACUUAGUUCGAAUGGA